AUGGCGCCGGAAUCGUGUAUCAUGGCACGCCAACAUGACGACUGCACGAAAUCGGCGCCAUUAAGGGCUCCACCACCACAAUGCAUGCUUGAGAGACAGGGCAUUUUUAGCAUUUGCGGAGCGCAGCCCUUCUGGCAAUAUGAUUUGGGUGGUUGUGCGCCAUCCACGUGGCAGCAGUCACACGCUUCAACGGUCGCACCCACGCACACAUGCCUGCUGCCAUCAGCUGUUGUUGUGACUGCUACCCGCCGCCGAUCGGAGUGCGUGAUCUCAGAACUCCCCAUUGGUUUGUCAGUGGACAUAAACGCCUACUGA
Messenger RNA from Echinococcus granulosus, 315 nucleotides. RefSeq lists its product as hypothetical. The record is from RefSeq and is a predicted model, not a curated record. Lineage: Eukaryota; Metazoa; Platyhelminthes; Cestoda; Cyclophyllidea; Taeniidae. Bases 1 to 315 code for a protein of 104 amino acids. The transcript has a single exon.